CUUUCGUCAACUUUAGACGAUGGGACCCGUUUGGGAUACUGGGGGAUCCCAAUCCGGCCCCCGAUCUAAUGCGCUCGAACUGCUCAGUCGUGCGCCUCCUGCGCUGCUCUCUUGCGUGGCAAUGAUGGAUCGCCGCCCACUUCGUUCGAACGCCUGGUGGAAAGCCGGCCUUGUGGUGGUCCUCUGGGACAUAAGUACAACCCCUUCGCUCGCUACCUGUUCCCCUUCCACUUAGUAGUUGAGCCUGGAAUUUUUGCCAGAAAGUUGGGUUUGCAGUCGUCACUACGGCGUUCACGCCCUCUGUAUUUCCAUUUCAAGGCUCUCAUCGAUUGUCCUUCUUCCUAAGCGUGUUUUCCCCCAACGAGUUUCCGUUCGCUCUCAGCCGUACUAUUUCUGCGCCCGAUGGCGAAAGGUCGGAAGGGCUUCUUCGACCGAGCAGAACAACGAGGUUCGGAGUUGGACAAGACGGGGAUCGAUGGCAAACCUGUCCAUAAGUCUCUUGAAGAUGGAACGAAGAGACGAUACAAAGAUGCUAUGAACAUAUGGGCUGACUAUUGUACUAAAACCUACAAAGACCCCGUUAAAGCCGCUUACGAUCUGAAAACUCUCAAACACUUUACCAAAGGAAUUGUCUGGGGCCUUGAUGGCUGUGAGGGAGAAAAUGAUCUACCCUCGGCAAAAUCCGCCAGACAAGUGUGGAAAGACUUUACGGCCCAGUUCCGCCGGCAGAAUGACCCCAUUCCUCGCAAUACGACGCUUUCUGUUACGAAUUGGAUCAAAGAGCAAAUUAAAAAACGUGGUCUGCCUGCUUCGAAGCGGCCUCGCCGUUACGCGUCGGAUAACCACUUGGUUCAUCUAGGGACCCAGCUCUGGGAGCGCGACUGGUUUGAAUAUAAGCGUCCUGGGAUCCGGGUAUCGACAUGGUCUGAGACUCUCGAUUACGGCUUUACCUCUGCACGGGUGGGGGAGUAUCUCGAGUCAACUGCCCGUGCCAAUUCCGGGCGUGGACUAUACCAUCGGGACAUUAUCUUCAUCGUCUUCCGGAACGAGCAUGGAAAGCCCGAGUUUGCUGCCCAGCUUACGCGGGACGCAAAGGGCAUGACGUGGACACCAGACAAAAGGCCAGAACAGGCGAUCCACGAAGGCUCGGAGCCACGACCUUUCCUCUUAAACCCGAUUCUCCCGAAACUGGCAAUGUGUCUGGCGCGAGGUGCCUUCCGAGACUAUAAAACGAUAGACGACGUCUUCAAUAUUCCGGCGCCACCCGAAAAAGAAGUCUAUCAACUUUUCUGGGAACCCAGCAUUUGCAACUGUCCUUUCUAUGAAGGCGCUACAACCGAGAUUGAGAAGGCAAACUCGUAUAGUACGCGACUGAACGAUUUAGGUCGGCGUGCAGACUAUGUAAAGCCGCCCACGAUCCAUGACUUUCGAGCUGAAGGGCUUCAUCUCAUCGAUUCGCUUUAUUCAACAGCACAGAGAAUGGGCCACGGGGGGCAAUGGAACGAACGCACUCACCGCCAGCAUUACCAGCCUAAUAACCCCGGUACCGAUGGCCAAGAUGCGUACCUUAGAGGGAAGAUUCGGACCAUUGUGGCUGACCUGUUUCGUGGUAUGACGGUAGCUCGCAACCCUGAUCUCUUUCACUGUCUACCGGCGGAGAAGAAGGCGGAGUUGGAAGCGAGCCCCGAAUUUACCUCGAUGGACAGCGAACUCAAAUUCUUGAAAACGCAGCCUCCGUCACAGGACCGCGACCGACGCCGCCGUGAGAUCUACAGGGACAGGCAGAAAAUGAGAAAAAAGGGACUUCGUCACGCGCAGAAGGCUCAACCAUGUGAACGACCCUGGGAAGCCAAGGCUGAAAUCCGAUCCAUCGGGGGCUACCGGUCCCGCUUCCAGCGUAUCCGCCACCUGAUGCCCGAACGAAGCCGCUUGGCGAAGAGCAUGUUCGAGGUUAGCUGUCUGAGGAGCUCCGAAGGCCAUCAGGUUCUUCAAGACAUGAUCGUCCUCUACAAACAGGAGAAGGAGGUGACCGUCAGACUGGGGUUGGAACCGGACAAGUGUCAUUGCCACCCGACUGAGUUGAGCGUGGAGCCAGCUAAGUCUGUCACCCCAAAGAGACCUGGCCCGCACAAGGGGUUUCGGCGUUGGCCAAGUAAAGCUGGCUUGGGGGUGGCUCUGUCUUCUACUCCAAAUUCGACCACACCGAGCUGGAAACACAUAUAUAUGUGUCACAAGCAAUAUCUUUCGGGAUCGAACGGCUUUGCAGAGUUGUGCUCCCUCUGUAACCGCUGGAUCGUCGGCUUGGAUGUAUGGGAGCAGCAUUGUCAAAGCCACCUCAUCGCGCCUCAGACAAUCCCCAUCCAAUGUGACCCGCUCAUUUAUGGCGGUACCCUGGGCGCUUUCGGUUAUUGCCCGAUCUGCCUGGGCAACACGGAGCUGUUGGCGAGAGAUCGAAUGCAACAAUUUACAAGACUGGAUUAUUGGAUGUCUCAUGUGACCAAAUGCACCGAAGAGCUGGAUCGGGGAAGCGCGGCAGGUUGCUCAAUUCCUUGGUGUGACAUCCCAUGCGAGAAUGCACUGAGUCGGCGAUAUCACCUCCAGGAUGUCCACUGCGCGCAGUUCAACAAGGGGUUCAAGCGAUCGUCUCAGGAUGUGACGGCAGAAGAUGUCGACGAAAUACCCUCCUGUAAACGCGGCCGUAAGACUCUCAAUAACAAACUCACCGCUGGCCCUGUCGACCCUUCGAUCCCUACCGAGAAAUAUCAAUUUAUCGAUGAGACACCAGAAACCACCAAACCGCCAAACUCGACUGCAGUCCAUUCGCGCGCAAUAGGAAAGCUACGAAAGAAGCAGAGCUCUGCUAAGCAGCCCAAUUCCCUCGUUCUCACUGUGGUCCCUCCGCCGCCCCUUGCCAACUGUCCGACAGAUGUCAAAGAUGAUAUCGCGCCGCCAACGAUCUCAAAUAAGGUCUUUUCCGAGGUGGUUGCGGCUCCUGUGGAGUUAGCUCCCAUCAAGCCGGUAAGACCCGUGUCUAGCUCGCCGACCCUACCGCAUUCAAAGGACACCGAAGUCACUCGAGACCCCACUGAAGAGUUUGAUGCCGUUCCUCUACGAAUACUCACGUCGCCUAUGAUUGAGAGUUCGACGCCACCCUCUGACCUUCGCACUGGAACGGCUCAAGAAUGCUCGGGCGAGCAUUUUCUUUCAACCUCAGCCCAGGCUGAUUGGUCAGGUCCCAAUGUCUCCUUUUCUGUAGAGGAAUCAUCGGACCUCGAUCCUGACGUUCAAUGUCUAGACCUCAAAGUCGUGGAGCUAAAGGUGGAACUGCCAAUUUCCUAUAGUCCGCAUGGACCUAUUCUUGUAUCAGACAGUGAUUCAGAAGCCACUACAACCUUGGAUCGAUGCGUCAAUACAUCGUAUCAACGGCCCUACCGCGAAGCUAAAGCAUCUUUGCCGCCGCGACGACAGCUCGAGGGUAUGAAUUUGCUGCACCAAAAUGCUUUCUCCGAGAUACACAAGCACCAAGCUGAGCUGCAUCAUGCAGCGGAACUGGAGUGGGUCAGGCGUGGAUAUCCUCGCAUCGGUUGGCGGAGACUAGAUGCCCGCAUUCGAAAAUUUCUUCCAGCUCUUGACGGUAUAUUGGACGGAGAGAUCUCGUCACCAUUUCUCGCUCAAACGAAGUUGGCCAGAAAACGAAAGGUCCCUCAAACAAUUGGCAAUGGAAAUGGUGAAGCUGGCUAUUAUGGUCCCCGGGGAUCGCAAAUCAUGUAAGUGAAUUCUGAAUUGGAUUCCAGAGAUGCGUCUAGCCGAAUUGCUUUGACGUACUUGAGACACGCAGUCGGCGAUCUGCUGACACCAUCCAGGAGAGCCCAGAUUAUUCGAGAAUUCGAGUCUCAAUUUCCAAGACGAAGACGUCGAAACCAGGCCUUGCGCCGCACCGGGUUCACGGACUUCGUCAGUAAGGUUUUGGUUCCGGAGCUGGCUGCCAAGUUAAUAGAGGAAGAUAUGGGAGUGGACGGUGGGAAGGCGCGCGAAAUUCUUCGUGAGAGUGUUGCCCUCGGAGGUAUUGUACAUAAGCUUCAUUGAUACCAUCUCAUCAGUACUCCGUAUACAGUUCUCCGACACUUUUAGGUGGGUGGAAUAAAGGGGGCUGUUGUUAACAGACUUAGAGAUGAAGACUCACGGAGCUUGAUGUCGUGGCAAUCAUCUUGGGAAGGCUGGCAGAGUUUCCGCGCCAUCGCGAAAGAAGGAAGCCAUUGUAUAUACUCAAUUAACACCAGUCUCCAAGUUGCUUGCUGUUAACUGAAGGCAGAGAUAAUUAUCACGUUCUAGACCAAAGCGAC
Messenger RNA from Exophiala oligosperma, 4343 nucleotides. RefSeq lists its product as hypothetical. The transcript is spliced from 6 exons. NCBI's taxonomy places the organism in Eukaryota, Fungi, Ascomycota, Eurotiomycetes, Chaetothyriales, Herpotrichiellaceae. The coding region runs from base 403 to 3771 and encodes 1122 amino acids. The record is from RefSeq and is a predicted model, not a curated record.